AUGUCAGGGCCUAAAUCUCAGCACUAUCAAAUCGAUGACUUCACUUUCGAGGAUGGGACUGGUCCGACGUCAAUCCAGCUAGCCUUCCUAGACAUUAAUCCGACUGCGGACAAGGUAGCCCUUGUUCUGACCUGCUUCCGUGGCCGACUUCAGUCUACCUUGAACUUUAGCCAUGGCACCCUCAAAGAGCACAGAGUCAUUGUGGUGGCCUUGUUUGGCAAUGGUGAAUCUUCAAGUCCGUCCAACAUGGCCAACUUCCCCCCAUCGGUGAACUACCAAGACUGCGUUCGUGCUCAGCACCAGUUAAUUCACUCGCAUCUCAAAAUCCAAGCUAUCGAUGUGGUGGUUGGUUUCUCCAUGGGGGGUCAGUGCUCGUACUACUGGACCCUGAUGUACCCCGAGCUAGUCCGCAACGCGGUCAUUAUCUGCUCCUCAGCUCGUACCAGCCGCCACAAUUACCAGUUUCUCGAGGGACCAAAGGCUGCUCUGGAAUAUUCCGCCGACUACCGCAAGGGAGAUAGUACCAGACCCUCUUCAAAGCCACUGGGCGGACUACGGGCUUUUGGCAAAGCGUACUCGGCGUGGUUGACCAGCCCUGAGUGGUUUGAGAAGGAGAUGUACCAGUCCUUGGGAUACAAAACAUUGAGUGAUUGGGAUAAGGACACGGCUGGGACAAACUAUCACAACUGGCAUCCUGACGACUUGCUCGCCAUGGUAGGUAUGUGGCAGAGAGGCGAUAUCACUUUGAUCUCAGGAGACGUAUCUCUACAAGAAACGUUAUCACGGAUCAAAGCACGUGUCCUAGUUAUGCCGUGUUCGACAGACCAGUACUUCCGCUGGGAAGCAUCUGAAACGGAGGCACGUGUUAUUCCUCAUUCAACAUUCAAGGUCAUACCAUCUGUAUGGGGUCAUUUGGCUGGAUUGGGUUGUAACCCAGCAGACAAAGACUUUAUGGAUGAGGCGAUAACUUGGUUUUUGAAAGAGCAGUGA
Penicillium expansum is the source of this 990-nucleotide messenger RNA. RefSeq lists its product as uncharacterized. The record is from RefSeq and is a predicted model, not a curated record. Gene Ontology annotation, molecular function: acyltransferase activity, transferring groups other than amino-acyl groups. The coding region runs from base 1 to 990 and encodes 329 amino acids. Gene Ontology annotation, biological process: biosynthetic process. NCBI's taxonomy places the organism in Eukaryota, Fungi, Ascomycota, Eurotiomycetes, Eurotiales, Aspergillaceae. The transcript has a single exon.